Cadophora gregata is the source of this 2476-nucleotide messenger RNA. RefSeq lists its product as uncharacterized. The record is from RefSeq and is a predicted model, not a curated record. The coding region runs from base 792 to 2390 and encodes 532 amino acids. Gene Ontology annotation, molecular function: DNA-binding transcription factor activity, RNA polymerase II-specific; zinc ion binding. The transcript has 3 exons. NCBI's taxonomy places the organism in Eukaryota, Fungi, Ascomycota, Leotiomycetes, Helotiales, Ploettnerulaceae. Gene Ontology annotation, biological process: regulation of DNA-templated transcription.
AGCCGAGACAACAUCGCUAAGCUACCUAGAUACACUUUUGUGCACGGCUAAGCCGGCCGCUGGUACCGGACUUCCUUCUGAUAGAUCAGCAUUCCAGAGCGGUUUCACAGGUUCCCGUCUCAUCGUGUGGGAAAACGGGAAAACAGCUUUUUGCCUUCAGAGAUAGUCGUUCGAGAGCUGCAUGGCUCAGUGUUCAGUCCUCGGGAUGAGACCCACAACCAUGGCACGGGGAUGUGCUGGUCGGGGAUCGGAGGGCAGCCGCUUCGGCCAAGCCCUGGAUUUAAAACCUUUGGGGUCCGGAAGUUGUGUUUUGACCAGGCCCUAGACGAGUAUAGUGUGGCUGUGUGGAGCAUUCAAACUCAUCACAGGAGACGAGAGGGAGCCCAUUAUUGGGCCAUUUGCGCUCUCAUCAAUCGAGUCCCAGCGAGUCCCAUGUGCUGUGCUGUGCAAAAAGCGCGUUAAGCCGCCUUCAAUCGACGAAGCCGUGAGAAACUGGGUCCGGCCAACCGCAUCCCUGACGAGCCUGGCGUAGUGGACGGGAUUAUUGCAUGCAGCACCAGCAUCAGGAAGGUGGAGAAGAAAGUCCUCCUGGUCGAGCCUUGUCCUUGUCCUUGUUCCACAGGGGCGAACCAACUUCGGCUAUCUGCCGACACCUUCAUGGCAGAUACAACUGGUACCGUGGCCCUAAAUUCGACUGCCAUCCUCUAGUUCCUGCACACUCGCGGCGUUGAUAUUAUGAGACGGAACCCCUCUUCCCCUUUGUCCUCACGUCAGCCAUACCUGUGCUCACGAUGAAGCCCAAACCUACGCAUAGGUACAGGAUUUGUGGAACUCCGUCAAGGUUGGGGUGUCUCACUUGCAAAAUUCGGAGGGUCAAGUGUGGUGAGGAGAAGCCCUUUUGCAAACGAUGUACCUCUACGGGGAGGAAAUGCGAUGGAUAUGCUGCCCAGACUGGUCCCAAAGAUGCACCACCGAAACCAGCUGCACCCACCAGGACCCUCUCUGGCACUGAGGAUCCCAUGGAACAGAAGCUGCUGUAUUUCUUCAGUACAUAUACCGCGCCCAGCUUGUCCGGUUUCUUCUCGAGCGAUUUUUGGGAACGCAGGGUGGUACUGAGUAGUCAUGGAGAGCCUUCAAUCCGACACGCCGUUAUUGCAAUUGCAGCAAUGCACCAGGAAUUCAACGAGAGGCGGAGGUACGACGGAAUGGAAGACACAUCUAAUCUUCAAGCAUUUGCUUUUCGGCAAUAUACAAAGGCGAUCAGUAGUCUCCACCACUUAAUGACUACUCGUAUGCCUCCACUGGAUCUAACAUUAACAUCGUGUAUUUUGUUCGCUUCCAUUGAUUGUCUGCUCGGAAACCAUGCUUCAGCAAUAAUACACCUAAAGGCUGGGUUGAGGAUCUUAGCAGACAUCAAAUCACACAAAACGCAACGAGGCGUGCACGCCGAAGAAUGGGAGCGAGAAUUCGCUCCUCCACUCCUAGCCCUCGGGGUGCAAACAGCCACAUUUAUAAAUCCAGCUCUACAGAAAGAGCGCACAUCUCUCUGGAUAGCUCUGAAACGAGCCGGAAAUCUUCCAAUACCUACAACCUUCUACUCUCUCGACACAGCGCGACAUGCCAUAGAUACCAUAUCAGCGACCGUUAUGGCCGACCGCACCUCGACCGAAGUAAGUCCUAGCCUACUCGAGCACAAACCUCCAGAUCCUCUCGUGCAAGGCAGACUUCACAACGCUGCUCUCGAUUCCUGGACGCAAGCGAUGGAUAAAUUCACAUCGACCUUCGCCGUCGGCGAACCGCCACUAGGCAAGACGAGAUGCGGCGCGUCACUCCUGAAAGUACAUUCUCUGGUGGUUUCUAUUGUGAUUGGCAAACCAGAGGAGGCGGAAGCCAAGUUCGACCACCUCAUAACACUCUGUGACCUCCUCGACUCAGCAAGAGUCAACUCUGGUGCGGGGCUCACAUUCUCCACCGACCAGCGAGUCAUCGCACCUUUAUUUUUCACCGCAUUACGAGCUCCCAACCCGGUAACGAAACGACGGGCCAUCGAGCUUCUAUCACGAACCCCAGCACGAGAAGGCAUGUGGGAUGCCGAGGACGCGAUCCGUGUCGCGGAGGGUUCUCACAGCGACAUUCAAAACAUAGGUGGAUUUGUUCUGAACGCGAUACUGCCGGAUGUGAUUCCGCAAAGCGAGAUCAAGAUCUGGAAUGAUAUUGCGUCGCGCUUGAAGAGCCGUAUGACAUGGCCGUUUGGGGAGAGCGAUCCUGGUCAGAGUCCUUCGUCGAUAUCUUCUAUCACUUCGCCGACGCAGAGCGAAGCUGUUUAUACCCCUACUCAGUCGCAGCAGGAUUUCACGUCUCCUGCGCCGCCUGGGAUGCAGAAUUAUUAGGACCGCCUUGCCUUUUGCUGAGGGGUUUGUACAUGUACGUAAACGUAAUUAAUGAUAGCCAAAAGAUACCAAUUCAUGCUCCUCAU